UCCAUCUGUACCAUUAGUUUUAUAAUUAACUCAUAUUAUUUUGAAUUUUGGAUGUGACAUGGACUAAAAAUAAGCCAGGUGAACCAAACGCAUCCGUGAUUGCUAAGCCAUCUGUUGGCUCGCAUACAGGAAUAAAAGAGUUUUGUUUGUUUUUUCUAGAAACCAUGUGAAGUACCACUUGGACUUGGUGCUUGAUUUUUCUGUAUUUUAGCUGCCUGGUGUUAUUUCAGGUUAUGCACAUUCUCUAAUCCAUCUGCUCCAAACUAGUAGCCCCUUAGUGCGCCAGUCAACUUGGGCACUGACUUGAAAGCUACAUGUGAAAUGUGUGAUCCAGGAGGUUCAGAUAAUCAUUUGUGUUUAUGUCAGUGACUCAGUGGCCGCAUGUUUCUGUCGGACUGAUUGAGCCGCUAGCGACUCGAGCAGCGCAAGCAUGGCGGCCGAAGCCACCGGCGAGGUGCGGCAAUGGACCGCGGACAUCAACGGCAUCUCCCUCCACGUUGCCGAGAGCGGCCCCUCCACCGGGCCGGCGGUCCUCCUCGUCCACGGCUUCCCGGAGAUGUGGCUCUCAUGGCGUCACCAGAUGGCCGCGCUCGCCGCCCGUGGCUUCCGCGCGCUGGCCCCCGACCUCCGCGGCUACGGCGACUCCUCCGUCCCCGCCGAUCCAGCCGCCUACUCCAUCUUCCACAUUGUCGGCGACUUGGUCGCGCUCCUCGACCACCUCCGCCUCCAAAAGGUGUUCGUGGUCGGGCACGAUUGGGGCGCGCAGGUGGCGUGGCACCUCUGCCUGUUCCGGCCGGACAGGGUGCGCGCCGCCGUCAUCCUGGGGAUUCCCUACUUUCCCCGCGGGCCUCGCCCGAUGACGGAGUCAUUUGCCAAGCUCGGCGAUAGCUUUUACAUCAAUCAGUUUCAGGAACCUGGAAGAGCAGAAAGGGCAUUUGGUCGCUACGAUGUUGCGACUGUCCUAAAAAAGUUCUACGCCCUUGAAAUCGAUGAACUUAUUGCACCUCCUGGAGUAGAGAUCAUAGACUUUCUUCAGGCACCUUCGUCGCCACUUCCCUGGAUGACGGACGAAGAACUGGGCCAGUAUGCCGAAAAGUUUCAGAAGAAUGGGUUCACAGGACCCUUGAACUACUACCGCAUGUUGGAAACAAACUGGAGGCUUACUGCACCUUGGAGUGGAGCGAAGAUCAUAGUGCCUGCAAAGUUCAUUCUUGGUGAGAAUGACGUCGGUCUCCAGUCCUUCGGGACUGAGAAGUACGUCAAGAGCGGGGGUUUAAAGUCCAAUGUUCCAAAUCUUGAGGUUUCGAUCAUCGAAGGUCACCAUUUCCUGCAGCAAGAGAAGGCCGAAAGAGUGAAUUCUGAGAUACUUGCCUUCCUAGACAAGUUUGCCAACGAGGAAGCAUCAGCAUGAUGUUGUUAUUUUCAGUCGUGCCUCUGAGAAGAUGGUCUCGUAUCUGUGAGUAACUGGAGCCUUUCCGAACUGAAAUUGGUGAAGCUGAUAUGUAUCUCUGUUCUUGAAUAAGUGGGUUAGCCAUCUGCUGGCUCGCAUUUAGGAGUAAAAAGAGCAUGUAAAACAGUUGAUAUAUGCCAAACUUUUCGUCCAUGAAUGAUGUCAUACGAGGUCCUGUAAUUUUUCCAGUCCAGCUGUUCUUUUGUGCAGGUGGAGAUUCAAUUGGGAAUGAACUUGUAUGAUCCAGGAGGGUGAUCGACA
Molecule: messenger RNA, 1711 nt
Organism: Setaria italica (foxtail millet)
Lineage: Eukaryota; Viridiplantae; Streptophyta; Magnoliopsida; Poales; Poaceae
Product: epoxide hydrolase A
Exons: 3
Coding region: 431-1411 (326 amino acids)
Molecular function (GO): hydrolase activity
Source: RefSeq, a predicted model, not a curated record